AUGAGCUUCCAUUGCGGCUCUUGCAAGCGUCACUACGGCAGCCAGAAAGCUCUGCAGCAGCAUGUGCGCGACUCUCCCGUUCACGCUUUGUCGUUCGACUGUACCAGUUGUGAUCGAUCAUUCAAUAGCGGAGAGGCGCUACAGCAACACCUCCGAUAUUCAACAUUACACACUCUAACCUUUGACUGUGACGAUUGCGAUCAAUCUUUUGAUAGCGAAGAGGCUCUGAAUCAGCAUCUGCGAAACGCUCACAUCCAUCAACAGGAUAUCAACACUCCUCUAGAUGUCUUCUUCUGUUCUUUCCCAACUUUCAACUAUGACCGUUCUCUCCCACCAGCUACUUCGUACGCCAAUCUACAGAGACAUGAAAGAUGGAAACGCAACAGCACCGCGUCAGACGAUGCAUGGACGAGGUACCAAUCAGCGCUAGACAGCGAACUGCAUAUGUGGUAUGGUGCAGAGGAUGAUUUGACUGCGUGGCAUGCACUUUGCCGCGCGGUUGGUAUAGAGCCGCUUCCAAACACAUGUAAGCGGUGCGAGGAGGCGGUGCGAAGAACAUACGUCAAUAUUGUUGAUCUGAUUGAAUGGGGACGAAGCGAACGUACAGAGAAAGUUGAUACCUUUCUUGAUUUGGCAGCGCUACGAGCUUAUACGAUGGAGGAACACAAGAUAUUUGUAAACCCGUUCAAUGAUCGAAGUAGCAACGGUGUCUUAAGGCACCUUCUUCGAAAGAUCUUUCGGAAGACCUGA
Botrytis fragariae is the source of this 750-nucleotide messenger RNA. RefSeq lists its product as uncharacterized. The record is from RefSeq and is a predicted model, not a curated record. NCBI's taxonomy places the organism in Eukaryota, Fungi, Ascomycota, Leotiomycetes, Helotiales, Sclerotiniaceae. The transcript is spliced from 2 exons. The coding region runs from base 1 to 750 and encodes 249 amino acids.